Messenger RNA from Contarinia nasturtii (swede midge), 4027 nucleotides. RefSeq names its product checkpoint serine/threonine-protein kinase BUB1-like. Gene Ontology annotation, biological process: mitotic spindle assembly checkpoint signaling; meiotic sister chromatid cohesion, centromeric; protein phosphorylation. Bases 83 to 3934 code for a protein of 1283 amino acids. The transcript is spliced from 4 exons. Gene Ontology annotation, molecular function: protein kinase activity; ATP binding. NCBI's taxonomy places the organism in Eukaryota, Metazoa, Arthropoda, Insecta, Diptera, Cecidomyiidae. The record is from RefSeq and is a predicted model, not a curated record.
UGAAAUACACACAAUGGCAGCUGACCUAUAGACAUAUUUGUGUUUGUUUUUAUAAAAGAAAAUUAAAAUUGUUUGUGAAAAAAUGGCCGGUCGAAGUAAAUAUGAUGAAGUGAAAUAUUUUGUAUUAGAAUGUAAGAAAUAUGUGACGGCGAUUCAAAAUUAUACUGGAGACGAUUCAUUGGCACCUUGGUACGACUAUUUACUAUGGAUGGAAGAGAAUUUCGUAAUUGAUUUCCAGAAUGAUACGAUUUUUCAUGAUAUUUUGGCAAAAUGUUUAUGCCAAUAUGAGAGCGAGAGGAAAUACAAGCAGGAUCGACGAUUAAUUAAACUUUUUAUCAAAUUUAUAAUUGUCCAGGAAGAACAAAACUUGCAUUAUGAAACGAUGAUAUCGAACGGAUUUGGCACUGAGGUGGCCGACUUGUAUAUAAAUUGGGCCUUUCAUUUUGAUGUGAACUCAGAUUUUCACAAGGCCGAAGACAUUUAUCAGCGUGGCUUAAGAGUUCGAGCCAAGCCAUUGGAGCUAUUGGAAGCGGCUCAUAAAGAAUUUGGCUAUUCGAUGUCACAACGAAUGCUUCAUCAAGCGAACGAAAAAUUUCAACUUGAACUGCAAGAACAAAUGCAAAUACGAUUCAACGAAAUAGCAGCACUUCGAAUCGACAAAACCGCACCAAAAUUUACCAAAUCAGCAGCAUUACAAAUGAUCGAUAAAGAUGAAUUGAUGAGUAUUUGCAUACCAUUUUUUGGGGCAAUAGCGACUCAAACACCAGAAAAACAACAAAACACAUCGGUCGCUAAGAAUAUCAUUGACAGUGCUCGGAAGAUAAUCGAUAGUGCACGAAAAAUACGCCGUGAAAAAAGUCGCAAACUAAUCACGUCCGCUUGUCGAUUGGAUUUCAAUGAAAACGCAUUUGAACCGACACAAGUGGAGAAUUCAUAUGAACGGGGCAUUCAAUUGGGACGAAACUUCAAGUCAAAGAAUCUCCCACAAAGCAAACCACCGCCCAUUUUCUAUAACGAUGAUAUGAUCGAUAAAUUUCGUGGUGAAUUACCGUCGUAUGAUAAAAUUAUUUUGAUUCCUCGCACAAACCUCGCCUUUUCACCCGACGAGUUUAAAGCAUAUAAUUGGUUCAAAAAACAGGGCAUUGUGAAUGAUUUUACAAAAGAACAAGAUCAAUUCUGGGGCAUCGGAUAUGAUGUACCCAUUCGUUGGGCAAACGUUUUUCCACGAAAAAAUUGGCCACAAUCGGAAUGGAUUGUGCCACGUAUUUCGACGGUUGAAUUCGAAAGUGGCCCGCAUAAAUUCAUGUGUCAUUUGGCUGAACUUUAUCCGAGCAAUUCAAGUGAAGAAUUUUCUUUUGAAGAAAUUAUGUGGCGAAAACGUAAAGCCAAAACAAUAAAAGCAGUUCAACAUAAGAGAGAAAAUAGUAUAUUGAAAUGUAGUCGCAUACUAAAUCGAACAAACAGCACCGAUCAAAGUAAAUUGUCGCCAAUUAUUGAAAUGGAACUGUCCGGCUUUGGAAAUGAAUGGACGGCAGGACCACAAAAACGACGAGAGAGUCUACAACGAAAUACAACAGAGCCAUAUAAAAAACGAAAAUCAUCAAUUUUUCCAACAUUUGACGCAUUGAAUGACACCUGUACAACGCAAAUGUUUAGCAAUUUAUUACAUGGCUCAGCGAUAAGUACACCAAAAACAAAAAUGCCCAAAUUUGACGUCCAAAGUUGGCUGGAUGAAACCAAAAUGAAAUUAUUCAAUGAUCAAUCGUCCGAAAUAGUGUCUGACGUGAAUAAACAAGUGGAAAAAGUGAACAAAGCCAACAAUCAACCAAAUGAUGCGGGUUUUGCGAUAUAUGAAGAUAGAACGAUGACAUUGCAUGGCAUCAAAAAUGCAACGCGUAAAGAUACGAUGAACGAUUUAACCAUUGGAAACAAAGAAAAUAUAGUUUUAGCCGAAAAUCAGCAGUUGAAUGUGGAUCAAUCGAAAUUCGAAUCGAAAAAGUGUGAAUCGACUGUGAUGAACUCAACAGCACAACCGAAUGAAAAACGAAAUGAGAAAGACACUCUUCAACCAUCGAAAGACUUUCAAUUCAAUAUUUAUACGGAUAAAACUGACACAAUGUUGAAUGCAAUUGAAAAUGCACGAAAAUUAUUUGAUUGUGAAUUAUCGAUUCAAAAUAAAGAAAAUAUCCAAACGGAAUCGAAUAGUGAAAAGGGAAUUUCUACGACGAAUAGAAUGAACGCUACGAAAGCCGAUGUCGAAUCGAAAAAUGUCACCAAUAAUAAUGUAACACAUCUAAGUCAACAGUCGAUUUUUAAAGAACCAAAACUUCCGCCGAAGAAAACCGAAUCGGGUCAAAGGCCAAAUGAGACAACAUUCUUCGAAAUAUUGGACACAACCGAAGAAUUUGAACAGCUUGAAGCACAAUGUGCCAACUCACCGAAUCUGAUACAAAAAUCAGAUGAUUUGGCACCAUUGGAGCACAGUUUCGCCAAAAAUGUCAUCAUUGGAGCAGCCAACAAGAGUAAGUUCAAUCAUUCUAAUCGCUUAAGCAUACAGAUUACUGAGACAGAGCGAUUGCAUAUACUUAACAAUCCAUCAGUUAACGACCGAACACGAUUGAAUUGGACACAACAGCCAUCGAUAUGGGAACGGCCGACGGAAGAAAUUCCAGCACCACCACUAGUUGAUGAUAGCAGCGAUGAUGACGUCGAUAAUGAAUGUAUUGGUCAAAGCAUUUACAUCAAAGAACCGGAAUUGGAAUUUAAUGAAAAAGAUGCCGAUUGGAAAGAGGUGACGAUAUUUUUGGCCGAUACUACUGCAACAAAUGACUAUAAACUGGAAGAAGUUCAUUUGGAUGAAACACGACAUCGUUUGGAUACAUACACACAAUCGAUAAAUAUGAAAGAAUUGAAUCCAUUCGAUCCAGAAUUGCAGAAAGACGUUCUUACCGCAAUCGGUUUUUUAGACCAAUUGAAUGGCGCCAACAAUUUUAAUUGUACACUAAUGAAUAUAGUAAAACCAUUGAAACCAAAAUCAUCCAUUGAAAUAAAUAAGCGAAAAUAUCAAAUACGAAAGUUGAUCGGAAGCGGGGCAUUUGGAAAAGUAUUUUUUUGUGAAUGCACAAAAACCAAAGAAAUGUUUGCAUUCAAACAGCAAAGGCCGCCAAAUUUAUGGGAAUAUUAUGUGUGUCUUCAAAUUCAUGAACGUCUUAUGGACGAGAGUAUUCGAAACGGAUUUAUGACGAUCGAUUUUGCCGUUAUCGGCAAUAAUGCAACGAUAUAUGCAUCGAAGUUUUCAAAAUAUGGCACCAUUCUGAAUGUAUGCAACAAAGUAAAACAAGAGACCAACAAAAGUAUCGAAGAGUGCAUUGUGAUGAUUCUAGUAAAACAAAUGCUUACCAUAGUGGAGACGUUUCACAAAUUGAAUUUCAUCCAUGCCGACAUCAAACCCGACAACUUUUUGCUAAUGGAUAAACUAAGCAUGAACUAUGAACAUCCCGAUAUAGUGCUGCAGCUCAUUGAUUUUGGUCAAUCGAUCGAUAUGAAUUACUUCUCGCGUCAUGUCUUUUGGGCCAAAGUCAAAACAGAGAAUUUCAUUUGCACUCAAAUGAUGGAAGAUAAUCCAUGGACAUUCCACUGUGACCUGUUCUGUCUGGCUAGUACUAUCUACACAAUGGUGGCUGGCAAAUAUAUGGUCGUAUCUCGUCGCAAACCAACCGAUCCGUAUAAACCACAAAAACUACCGCGAUAUGUAAAUGCUAAAUUGUGGGAUGAAAUCUUUGACACCCUCAUUAAUGUACCUAAUAAUGUAUUUCGUCUACAAAAAAUGCCAUCGCUAUCGAAAUUAAGACAGUUACUAGACAAUGAAUUGAACGCAAUAGGUGCGAAAAAAGUGACUGAAGCCAUUGUCAAAUUCAAUAAAGCAUUAGAUUAGAUAAGCAUCACAUCAUAUUUAACCGUUUUUGUAUACAAAAGGACAUUUAAUAUAAAAUCUUUAAUAAACUAAUAGAUCUGUGUAAGCGUGAAA